GCUGCAAAACUUAUGUUGUCCUCUAGGCGUGCUUCAUGGCUUAGGAUUGGUAGACGAGGUUCACAUCCUUGCAUUGCUCCACUACACAUGGAAGUCAUACAAACGUCAAGCUGCGGUAUCAGGGCAGGAACUCGGUAUCGCCCUUUGACCUUGUCGCUCAACGAGAAGUGAAGAAUCCGGCCGCAAUAAAGACAGCCUUCGCAAACAGCUUUUAUGCGGGGAGCAGCGCCGCCACACUUAAAGGAUGCGACUCAACAAU
Molecule: messenger RNA, 259 nt
Organism: Baudoinia panamericana UAMH 10762
Lineage: Eukaryota; Fungi; Ascomycota; Dothideomycetes; Mycosphaerellales; Teratosphaeriaceae
Exons: 1
Coding region: 13-171 (52 amino acids)
Source: RefSeq, a predicted model, not a curated record